AAUGAGGCAGCCAUCAGUCAUAGUGAUUUUUUAAAGAGAAUUUCUUACGACAUAGUUUCUUGGAAAUGUUUACUAAACGCGUUGAUCAAGAAAAAAAAAAGGGUGUUGGGAGUUGAUGAAUUGAGAAGGAGAAAUAGUCUUAAGUCUUUCCAUAAAAGAAUCAAAGUCUUUUUGGUGGUCUCCAGUCUUGAAUUUCUACUGGUAAGACUUGGGUUGUAGCCCACAAACACACCUUAUAUUUUAAUGAUUGUAAUUUGUAUCUCUCACUUUCAUUCAGUUUUCAUUCUCAAGAACCCAAAAACUUCUUAUCAAGAAACAAAUUUUGAGGGUUACAAUCAUCAUUUGACACAACUUUUGUGUACCCUUUAAUCCUAGGAGAUAUAUCAUAGACCAAUACUCCUUUUAUUGUAAUUGUUAGUAUUGUAUUUUUCACUUGUAUUCAGUUUCCAUUUCCAAGCUCUUGCCCCCUUUCCCAAAAUAGAAAAGAGCAAGAAAGUUCGCAUUUUGGCUUUUGGUUAUAUCAAGAAACAGGUUAUUCUGGGGUGUAUUCAUCAGUUGAUUAGAACUGUUGAGUACCCUUUUUUGAUAGAAACCUAGGAGUAAAGAAAAUCUCUGUCUUUUAAUCAAAUUCCGCUUGAUGGGAGUUUGAGAUUAGGAUUUAGGACAGAUUUAGCAAAUAUGGCAGCAAUCUUGAAAAGUUUUUUCCCUGUUACUUCCUCAAAAAAGGAGGAUAAAGAUGAAGAAUUUGAUGUAGAUUACUCUUUUGCUGAGGAGUAUAGUGGUCCUCCAGUUAGUUAUGACAUUCCUCAGGUUGUUCCCGUUGAUGUAAACCGGAUUCCGACUGCCUCAGUCGUUGCCACGGCUACUAUGUUAAGUAAAAAUUUGUCACUGCCAGUUGUUGAACCAAUUGUCAAGAGUGAUCACCAAUUAGUCAAGAAUCAGAAGUCAAAGGAGUCAGAUUUAGGCUCUGUGGUAAGUUCUGUGUAUGUUGAUAAUGGGGACUCUACCUUAGAAUCGGAAUAUGUUGAGAAUGAUCAUGCCUAUAGAGUAUCAGUUGGAAUUGAAAGUUCUGGUACCUUAGGAUUUUCUGACAGUCAUGAUCGCUCCCGUGAGCUUUCAGGAAGUUCGGAUGUUGAGGAUUUGGUAGAUGAAUGCAAUGAAGAAGUAAGAUUUGUGAGUCAUCCAAACCCUACUGGCAUGGAAUCCGAGGAACCAACUUUGAGCUCUUCAGAUUUUUCCUCAGAUUAUGGUGAUGAAGCUGAUGUCAACCAAGGUAGUAGAACAGCUGUUGUAAAUUUCCAUGAAAUUCAAUCAAGGGAUGUUACUACUUACAGUGAUGAUGAGGAACCAGGAAUGUUUCCCGAAAAGCCAUUUGUGAGCAGUGAUUCAAACAAAUGUUGUCGGUGUCAAAAAGGGAGUCGAUUCACUGACAAGGAAAUAUGCUUAGUUUGUGGUGCAAAGUAUUGUAUCAAUUGUGUGUUGAGAGCAAUGGGGGCAAUGCCUGAAGGAAGAAAGUGUAUUACUUGCGUUGGUUAUCGUAUUAAUGAAUCAAAACGGGAUUCAUUAGGCAAAUGUUCUACAAUGCUUAAGAGGCUGCUAAGUAAAUGGCAAAUGGAUGAGAUUGUGAAAUUGGAAAAGUCAUGUCAAUCUAAUCAGCUUCCACCCCAUCUCGUGAUCGUAAAUGGUAAAUGUCUUUCCCUUAGAGAGUUGGUUGACUUGCAAAGCUGUGAGCAUCCACCAAAGAAGUUGAAACCGGGGAAGUACUGGUAUGAUAAGGUGUCUGGAUUCUGGGGAAAGGAAGGGCAUAAGCCUUGGCAGAUAAUUUCUCCCCAACUAAAUGUUGGUGCUCAAAUUAAGAAAGAUGCUAGCAAGGGAAACACAAAUAUUGUGAUAAAUAAUCGGGAAAUUACGCAAGUAGAGCUGUUGAUGUUGAAGAUGGCAGGUAUUAACUGUGAAGGAAGCAUUUGCUUGUGGCUCAGUGCCGAUGGAUCCUGCCAAGAAGAGGGUAUGAACAAUGUGAUUGGAAAAUUAUGGGAAAAGACUACACACAAGCUGUUAUGUUCUGCUUUGAGAUUGCCAACUCCUCCUGUGUCUGCAAAUUCAUCUGGUGUAGAAGUUGGAAGUGGAUUGGAUGUAGGUGACUCGCGCAGGGCAGAUAACAAAAAGCUGAAUAAACUACUUCUUGCUGGUUGUGAUCAAUCAGGAACAAGUACUAUGUUCAAACAGGCAAAACUUAUAUAUCACGUUCCUUUCUCAGAAGAAGAGCAUCAGAAUAUUACAUACACGAUCCAAAGCAAUUUGUACAGAUAUAUUGCUAUACUCCUCGAAGGGCGUGAAAGAUUUGAAGAAGAGUACCGUCUUAAAAUGAGGAAAAAACAGUUUGAUGAACCUGGCCCUUCAGUGCUUCCAGACCUGAUUGAAGAAGAGAAUAUCUAUUCCAUCAGCCCCAGACUGAAAAACUUCUCGGAUUGGCUUCUUCAAGCUAUGAUGUUAGGAAAUUUGGAGGUCAUUUUUCCUGCUGCCACUCGAGAGUACACAGCUGUAGUUGAGGAGUUGUGGAAACAUAAAGCAUUUCAAGCCACAUAUCAGCGGAGGAAUGAGCUAGAAACGCUUCCAAGAGUUGCCAAUUAUUUCUUAGAUCAUGCUGUUGAGAUUUCAAAGGCAGACUACAACCCUUCUGAUAUGGAUAAGUUAUAUGCUGAGGGCAUUACUUCUUCCAAUGGGGUCGCGUGCAUGGAGUUUUCCUUCUCUAAUCCAUCUCAGCAUAGCUACAUGGAGGCCGUUGAUCAGAAUUCUUCCUCGAUGAGGUACCAACUAAUAAGAGUGCAUGCGAGCUGCGUAGGGAAAAACUGCAAGUGGUUGGAGAUGUUUGAAGAUGUUGACCUUCUUAUCUUUUGUGUUUCCUUGACGGAGUACACCGAGUAUUUGGAGGACUACGAUGGAGUUUGCACAAACAAGAUGAUGGCGAGCAAGAAGCUGUUUGAAAACAUCGUCAGUCAUCCAGCUUUUGCCCGGAAACAUUGCCUCUUACUAUUAAACAAGUUUGACAUACUGGAAGAAAUCAUCGAACAGGCUCCACUUUCUGAAUGCGAGUGGUUUCAGGAAUUCAAUCCAGUGAUCAGUCGUCAUCCCAACAGCAACACCAGCAACAACAACCCGUCGUUGGCUCAACGUGCUUGUCAUUACAUAGCCAUGAAGUUCAAACGAUUAUAUAGUUCCAUUACAGAGCGAAAGUUGUAUGUCUCACCGCUAACUGCUUUGGAGGCUGAUAGUGUUGAUGAAGCUCUUAAAUACAGUAGGGAAAUUCUGAAGUGGGAUGAAGAAAAGCAUAAAGUAAUGCGCGAUUGGACGACAGAGAGUGCUGAGGCUAGCACAACUCUUGAUGCCAGCAUAACUGCAUAGUUUACUAUCUAUCAUUCUUUUGUUGAGUCCACUUUGCCUCUCGGCAUUGUACAUAGUUUUAGAGGAGGAAUUUACUUUUCUCAUAUGUAGCUAAUAAAUAAAAAUGUAAAAGAGAUGAGGUUCCAUUCUGCAAUUUGCAGAUACAAUCUCGGCCUUUAUUUUUUAUCUUCUCUGUACACUGGAAUUGGAUAACUUAUACCUUGUAGAGGGUGGGUUAAUUAGUGUCGGGAUAACUUAUACCUUUUCUUAUAAA
This is a messenger RNA of Nicotiana tabacum (common tobacco), 3655 nucleotides long. RefSeq names its product extra-large guanine nucleotide-binding protein 1. The record is from RefSeq and is a predicted model, not a curated record. Lineage: Eukaryota; Viridiplantae; Streptophyta; Magnoliopsida; Solanales; Solanaceae. Gene Ontology annotation, biological process: G protein-coupled receptor signaling pathway. Gene Ontology annotation, molecular function: guanyl nucleotide binding; G-protein beta/gamma-subunit complex binding; GTPase activity.